Molecule: messenger RNA, 1472 nt
Organism: Silurus meridionalis
Lineage: Eukaryota; Metazoa; Chordata; Actinopteri; Siluriformes; Siluridae
Gene: ube2l3a
Product: ubiquitin-conjugating enzyme E2L 3a
Exons: 4
Coding region: 70-534 (154 amino acids)
Biological process (GO): protein polyubiquitination; ubiquitin-dependent protein catabolic process
Cellular component (GO): nucleus
Molecular function (GO): ubiquitin conjugating enzyme activity
Source: RefSeq, a predicted model, not a curated record
GGGGGGAUUUCCAGAAGAACAGCGAUAUCUGUCGCGGUGCACUCUGGGUAGAUAGUCAGCAAAUCCAAGAUGGCGGCAAGCAGGAGGCUUCAUAAGGAACUUGAUGAAAUCCGCAAGUCUGGAAUGAAAAACUUCCGCAACAUUCAAGUCGAUGAGUCAAACAUUUUGACUUGGCAAGGGCUUAUUGUUCCUGAUAACCCCCCUUAUGAUAAAGGUGCAUUUCGGAUUGAGAUAAUUUUUCCAGCUGAGUAUCCAUUCAAGCCACCCAAGAUCACAUUUAAAACAAAGAUCUACCACCCGAACAUAGAUGAGAAAGGGCAGGUGUGCUUGCCAGUCAUAAGUGCUGAAAACUGGAAACCUGCAACCAAAACCGACCAAGUAAUCCAGUCUCUCAUCGCCCUUGUCAAUGACCCUCAGCCGGAGCACCCACUGAGGGCCGACCUAGCAGAGGAAUACUCAAAAGACCGUAAAAAAUUCUUUAAGAAUGCAGAAGAGUUUACAAAGAAACAUGGUGAAAAGCGACCAGUGGACUAAUAAGAUGAGUGUCAUUCCCACUCUCCUUUUUGCCCGCCUCUUCAAAUCUUUAAACCUCUGCCUCUUCCUGUGCCCUCCCACCAAAGCUCCUAGCAUCCACUCUGAACUUGGAGCAGAGCAUCCCAAAAGCAUUUCAACCUUGCUACAGGACUUUUAUGACUCAGUUGUACUUGCCCUCUGGGUGCCAACUGGAUGGCUGUUUUUUUCUAUAGUGUAUAAAGUGUAUGUGAUCCAGAUGCAAGUGUAAAUGGAAAAUUGGACAAAAUGGCAAGAUUUAGGUGUUGAGAGUGGGGGUAAAUGCUGUUCUUUUUAAUUUGUUCUUAAUUUGCACAGAGCUGUGUACUGGUCAUAAAACCUGCUGUGCAAUGAAUUAUGACUGUUUUUCUUCUCCCAGAGCUUAUUACUACAGUGGAAUUCAUUAUACACGAUGUCUCAGAAGUCUCCAUAGAAAGAGGAAAUGAAAAACUUUUUAGCAAAGUAUUUACAAAAACCUUUUGAAUUAUUUCAUUAUAUAUUUUUUUGUUCAACAGCAUUGAAAGGCUGUCUGGGGAAAAAUAAUAUAUAAAUUAACUAUGAAAUCUUUGUCAUUUUGUUAAAAGAAAUAUGAAUGGAGAUUUCUGGGACACCUUGUAUUAUGUCUGUUCUGUAUUUUUCUUCCACAAACAUGUUUUUGUUUUGGGCAAAAAUCCAUCAACUAAAUGGUAGAUUACACUUAAUGUAUCAAGGUUCUAAAGGUGUGUGGCUUACAUUUCUUUUAUAUUUCUUUUUAUUCUUUUUUUCUUUUGUUUGUUGCUUAGGUUGCACUGUAUUCUGUGGAUCAAAGUGUUAUGUUCUUCAUAACCUCUGUAAUUCAUUCAAUAUACAAAACUUCAGCUUAGUCACUGUUACCAGUAAUGUUUAUGAUGUUAUAAAAAAAAAAAGGAGGAAAAAAACCCCAA